CUGACAGCGGCCCCGGACCCUCCGCCGGCCCCGGACCCUCCGCCGGCCCCGGACCCUCCGCCGGCCCAGCCUCCCCGCAGCCCUGCACCUUGCGGCGGCCACCGCCGCCGACCCCCCACCUUACCCGCCCCGCGCCGCCGAGGCGGCGGCAGGAAGCGCUGCUCGCCCGACGGCGGGGCUCCCGGUGGCCCAGCGCCGCUGUCAGCUGGGCGGGCGCCCGCGGGCCCCGAGACCUCCUCGGCAGCGAGGCGCCCGGCGCCACCCCGGUACAUGGAUUACCUGACUAUGUCUGAAUGUAUCCAGCUGUCAUUUGCUGUUUGUAGAAUUGGCAUUUACACGUGUUUCAGAGCACUUUGCUGCAAGGGACCACCACCACCACGACCUGAAUAUGACUUGGUUUGCAUAGGCCUCACUGGUUCUGGCAAGACAAGUCUCCUGUCACAGCUUUGCAGUGAAAGCCCAGAGAAUAUAGUGUCAACCACAGGCUUCAGUAUAAAAGCUGUUCCGUUCCAGAAUGCCAUCUUGAACGUAAAAGAACUUGGAGGGGCUGACAAUAUCAGGAAAUACUGGAGUCGUUACUACCAAGGAUCCCAAGGGGUAAUAUUUGUAUUAGACAGUGCCUCCUCUGAAGAUGAUCUAGAAACUGCUAGGAAUGAACUGCAUUCUGCUCUCCAGCACCCACAGUUAUGUACUUUGCCGUUUUUAAUACUGGCCAAUCAUCAAGACAAGCCAGCAGCUCGCUCCGUACAAGAGAUAAAAAAAUAUUUUGAACUUGAGCCACUUGCACGUGGAAAGCGCUGGAUUCUUAAACCCUGCUCCUUGGAUGAUAUGGAGGCAGUAAAAGACAGCUUCUCCCUUCUAAUAAACUUGCUAGAAGAGAGAGACUUCGAACCUUCAAGAAUGUGAAACACAAGAGAGAAGAGUGGUUCUCCAGGCAUCACUGUACCUGCACAUUCUGCUCACAGCUUAAUUAUGAUGUGCUAUCAGGACUGUGCUGUGAUGUGUUGCUCAUACACAGUUAGUGCAGAAUGUCCUUUUGUUAAAAUAACUAUUCUGUGAAUCAGGUACACAACUAUUUGCAGUAAAGUUGUCUACACUACUGAAAUAGGGAGCUCCUCUUUGUUUACCACUAUUUCUGCACACUGCAUGUUGCUUUCUUGCAUUGCAGUCAUCCUUGAUAGGAAAUUUUACACGCACAAAAAUAACAUAGUCUGUAAAGGAGGAAUUCUACCUGCUACUUUGGUUUUUAAAAAUAACUAGUGUCUUAAGGGUUUGUGAGACUAAUUUGCAUUAGCUUGUUUACUGACCCCACAGUAUGGAAAACACAGCCACUGAGUACCUUAAUAGGAUACUUUAAAGGCAAGCAGUUUCAUGUUAAUGCAAGGUUAGUCCUGGAGUUUUGCUGAGUAAAAACACAGUUGACAGGUUAGUUGAUUCCUCUUCUAAAGUGACAGCGUACUCUUGUCAAAGGCAGAACUGUUAUUUUGCUGGAAGUUUCCUGAAAGGUAAAUUAGCAAGCAGGUGUGUGCAGAUAACAGUAUUUGGGAAAAAUAAGUGACAUGAACAGGUGGUCUAAGUAACAGUAUUUUUAGAAAGUAUACAAAAGUUGGAUAAAGUAAUAAUUUUCAUUUAAAGUAGUUUUCCAUAAGAGAAGCAAAGCAAAUGUCUGUUAAUUCAGCUGUGGAGGCUUUAUUAGUAGUUAGACAUGUGACUGGUUUUAAAUAAGGAUUUCUUCCUUUAUCAUUCACUCAUGGAGUACUACUCUUAUCGUAAAAUUGCCAAGGCAUCUAUACCAUAAUUAAGGGCCUUCCAGUGUUUGUACUAUAAGCUUCUCUUUUAAGGGGAUAUAACGUGUUCUUUCAAACUUUCUCUGGGCUAAACGUUGCUUAAAAGGCAUUUCUUCUUCUACUUAUUCCAAUGAAUAAGUAUUCAUUGGAAAAAACAUUUGAAAAAAUCUCAUUUAGUUCCAGUAAGACAGUGAAUAUUUCCUUUUCCCAAGUUUUCCCCAUUGUAGGCUUGCAGUUUUUUGGCUGUCUUUUCUUGAUUUUUUUUAAAACCUUAUAAAGUGAUUUUGCCCAUUGAAGAAUCAUGCCAGGUCACUGGUUCACCGUUAAGUCAGCCACAGCAGGACAUGUGCAGAUCAGUCACUGGACUGGGGCACACCUUGAAUGUUGUGCCUUGUGCAUUCAGCUGCCCUCCUGCAUGAGUGUCUGCAAACACAAACUGUACUGGUGUGUCAGUGGUUCCUCAUCCAUUCUGCUUGUGUUUUGAAACUCAUAACUCCUUUUUUCAGGGCUUUAAGCAACAUAUCUUUCCACUCUCGGCGUUUAUUUUUUAAGUUUGAAGUUUAUUGUAGUUUCUCGCUAGUUUAUUUGGGAAUAAGGAAAUAGCAAGGAUCAGCUUUUAAAGGCUUAUAAAACCCAUUUCUCUAUUACUUGCAAUUAUACUCUGUUAAACAAAAUGUUUUUAAUAGGUUUUUUGUUUACUUUUCAAUUUCCGUGAAUUUCUUGCAUUGCUCCCUCAGAAUUAUUUCUGCCCAAAUGCAUGGCCUGAUGAUCACUGUUUUAACUUGCUUCCUAUUAUCAGAAAGUAGCUGGGAAAACUGGUAAGCUCCGUGUUUAAUUUUGUGAUAGAAUAGGCAGAAAGCCUGAAGAGCAUCUCUACUUGCUUUGUUUUUCUUCUCUUUCCUGCCGGGUCAAUUGCCUCACUCCUAAUACUCUUGGAAAUACCCAAGAACUGGAAUUGUUCAUUUUAAAACACAGAGAGGAGCCUUAUGUUGGUUCAGUUCUCUCUGCACAGUUUAGAUGGGGCCCAGCUGCCCAUCAGUUUCUCUCGUGUGGGCUAAGGAGGCUCCUUUCCCUGGAUUUAAAGAGGAACUGGAUCUAAUUUACAGUUCCAAACUCUCUUUUAGCUGACAUGAGCUUGGAGGCUGCAGAGUCCCCAGACAUGCACGAGGUCCUCGGAUUUCUGUCCUGUUCAGGGACAGUGACAAAGACGAAGUGGUGCGGAGGAGUGAGUGAAUUACUUCCCAGAGAAGGCAGGCAGUUUGGGGAGGCAAAAAGAGGGACUCAGAGCUUUUACUGCUUUUUUAUUGAGCACUAGUUAGAAGAUGAGAUAAAUUUUUUUUACUGUUUUUCCCCUUCUUUCCCAUAUUAAAAUUAUGGACCAAAAGGUACAGCAAAUGAAAAUAAGGCCAACUGUAUUGCAUUCUUAAAACAAUGUUUGUAUCAUCGUAUUUGUACCUGGUCCAAAAAAUCUGGAGUUUCCGAGUUACAUUUUGGUUGUGAUUUCCCAGCUAUGCACUGUUGGAAGGUGCUACAUGACUAACAUGCAAAAGACCCGAGCAGUAGAUGAGAAUAUGGCUUUAGCAUAUGCCAGUGGCCACUUAGACUGGGACCUUUUGAUGCUUAAUGCUUUUUCUUUAGGAAAAUGCCAACUGCACAGGAGCAGUGAUUCAUUUUUUUUCAGAAUGAUUUUGAAUAUGCUUUUUCUUACUAAUACAGUGAUCAUUCCUCACCACAGGUUGAAAGAAUACCUCAUAACUGCUUAAGGCUAAGACCAACGCUUAACUUUACUUUGAAUGUAGUGCUUCUGUGGUUUUGUGUUGUGGAUGGACUUAAUGGAUGUAUACCUUUUUAAUGUCUAUAAACACCUUCACUUUUUUAUGGAGGAAUUAAAAACGUUCAUAUCAGCUCACACCACACUUCCUUGUCUAAAGUGUUGUUGAAUACUCUGGCUAUGGUAGAAUAUGUAAGCACCGUGCAAGUUUUAUGCAAAUGACCAAUCUCAAUUGUUUCUUUCUUUUUCUUUUUUUUUUUUUUUUUUUAAUCUUUUCAUAUAUGUUCAUCAUUUAGGUGAAAUAAACUUGGGCACUAGGGUCUACUUUCCAUGCAAGUUCAUCAAGGAGUGAACAUGGUCUUUUUAGAAAAGAUAUUGUGCUUUAAUGUUCUUUAGCCAUCUGUUAAAUUACUUUGUGUGUGUAUGUGUGUCUAUGUGUAUGUGCCCACAUCGGGCUUCUUCUCAGACCUGUGGCUGUCUGCAGUGUCUCAGCCGUCAGAAUGAAAACAUUAUCAAUCAGUACCCAACAACAGCUGGUUUUGACAAGCUUCUGUCUGCUGCCUAAUGCUUUACAACUUGUCAGUAAGACCUCUUUGUCUGCCUGCUCUGAGCUGGUAAUCUUACUGCUUCCAUGUUGUGUCCUGUACUUGUAUUUCUAGCAUUUGUAUGGAAAAAAAGUGAAAUCUUAGUGGGUUUUGAUAUUCUUCCUUGCUGUAUGAUGCUCCAUGUGUAUCUUAGCUUGCCUCUUCAAAUGCGCUGUACGAAAAUCUGUGAUGUAUUAUUUCAUUUAACUUCUUGCAUUUCAUUAUAUUUAUAGAAGUUGCAGAUUUUUGUACCGUAUUAGUUAAUACAGUUGCCUUUUUGUAAUGGCAAUUAAUUUAUAUUACAAAAGUUUGUAUCUUUACUGUAGUUGAAAGUAUUAGUUAACUGCCAUAUUAUCUUGACUUUAUACUAAAAAUACAGUGUCUAUACACAGAAGUUGACCCAUUCAAGUGGACAACUGCUGACAUGAGCAACUUGUACUGUUUGUGAUUUAUACAUGAUUUCCACUAUGAAAAAAAAAAAAAGAAAAUAAACACUGUGUAGAGUUGAGUUGCCAAGUUUGGAUUUCUUGAGUAGUAGCCAGGUUGGGAGAAUGGUGUAUUACCUUGAUUUGGAAUCUUCAAGAUAAAUUAUUUACUCCUAGAAGAAAACAAUUAUUAGUGUAUAAUCAUUGCUAAAUUAUACAUAGUUACACCUUUACACACACAUAUAUAUAAAAAAUAGAAUCUUCCAAAAAUUGGCUGCUUUAUUUCCACAGCAAGAUGUUGUUAUUCAGGAAAUAUAUCUGAAAGAUAUUGCGGGUUUAUUGGUGGAACAGAGAUUGAAGUAAUCUUUAUACAAUUAUUCUGCAAUGUUAAACUGAGGGGCACUUUUAUAUGAAUAGAAAUUGUUUUUAAAUAAAGGGACAUGGCAAAAAACAUAUAGCCAAAAAAAGGCCACAGAAGUUGAGCAAGGGAAAAUACUAUAGGAAAAAUAAAAGUUUGCACUGGCAACUCGAUGUUAUCCUAUCAAACACUGCUUAUAAGAGACUCUCAAAAUAUAAGGUGUAACAGCUGAUGGAAGUACAGCACUGCUGAGCCAGACUGGAGUUGCUGAUUCAGCUACUGAGGUAUGUUUUUUUCAUUUUAUUAUUUUUAAAACUGCCUCUUACCAAGACUAGGAUGGAAAUGAAAGAUUUGUAAACUUAGAAUAUUUUUUAAAUUCUUUUGUUUCACAUAAAUGGGAACUGAAAAUCUGCUAAUCAUGCCUCAUUUGAUAGCUCUUGAAAGAAUUUUCAUUAGCUCAUUAGCCCUUUGACCUAAUAGUUCAAACAAAUAAAAACAUCUGUUUGUGUCAGCUGUAGGGUUAGUCAUCCAGGGCCUAGGUUGACACCAGGAUGAGAGAGAGUCCCACAUCCUACAUGAAAACAAAAACCAUACCUUUUUCAGUAUGUGCAGUUAAAAAGGACGCUGAAAUCAAGCAGGGUUGCUGAAUUGUGUUAGGUGGAGACUGAAAAAGAUCAUUACCCUUCUCAAUCCCCAGCCCUCGUGGGUGAACUGACUAACUUCAUUGUGUGGGUUGGACUGAAGAUCAUGUCUGAUAUAACUAGUUCUGAGACAUUUAUGCUUAUUGCUAGCUGCUUAUAAUGUAUUUUAGUUUUUAUCACAGCUGUAUUUAGAGAAGCCAAAGUAUGCUGUAUAUAUUGCUUGUUCAUUCACCUGAUUUCAUAGGAAAAUGUAAUAUGUGGUAUUCUGGUGGGUUUUGAUGGAAUGUAUUCAGGACAGCCUUUUUUGUGGAGUGUAUGUUUGUGCAUCAGGGAUGUUCAGCACUUAUAUUUAUGAUGGCAUAAAUAUGCCUUAGUUUUUUAAUCAUUGAAACUGUCUUAGAAAAGGCAGGUGUUCAAAUGCGGAUAUUGGUGGUAACAGUAGUCUGUGCAGCUCUAGCUAUCUGUGGCAAUAAGGUGGGGAGAACAGAAGAGAAAUACUUUAAUCAUCUGGUUGUAAGCUUUACAGUAAACCCAACAAAAGGUCCUGUACUUGUUUGGGAUGAUUAUGGAAAAUUAAGAGCUGACGGUGUGAAGAGGAGGUAUGACAUAAUCCAUGUCCAGCCAUACUACUAUUAUGAAAAUAGAGGGACUCAUUGCCUGAAAAUAGCCUGGUUUUGGUAAAGACCAUAUUUGCAAUGAAAAGCUGUUAAUUUCUAAGCACAGAAACAUUUCCUCACACGUUAAAAAUCUAUACAUAUAUUUGAGAACCUGCCCACAUGCUAAUAAGAGGCACGAAAUGUACCUAUUAGGCUUUUUUGCAAUGUAAGGAAAGCCAUUCACAAUUAAUUUUCUCAAUCCUCACUAUUAGAUUGUGAGCUAAAACUGACAAAAAAUAAAACCAGCAAUCACAGCACUUCUUUUUUACCUGUCACCUUGAAAUAGCGAAAUGCUGUUGUUCAUUUUUAUUACUGUGCCAUGUAACUAUAAUUUAUUGCAUUUCAGUGUGCACUGGAAAGUAUUUGCAUGUAUUAAGUAAAUCAAGAUAAAAAUAAAUCCUUUUGUGGCUUGGCAACUUCCAUGUAUGAAGAACUGCCCUCUUUCUAAUGAGACAUUUACCGUUGGAGCAUAGAAGCCUCAUAUCAUAGCUUUGUUAUAAAUUACUGCUAACUGAAAUGCUAAAUCAUGGAAGUCAAACAAAAGAUCUGGUACUGUUUAAACACAUAGUCCCAAAGAUUCUGUGGAGGAGAGAGCAUGUUGCAAAAUCAAACCAAGUUUAAUGGCCAAUCAUACUGCAAAGUAUUUGGUAUUUUAACAAUGUGACAGUCUUGGAUUUGGAAGGUUGAUAGAUUUUUCAGGAUCAAAAGGGCAUUUUGUAAAAAGUUUAAUUUUAUGGUAGGUUACAUUUUGGGCCUGUCAACUUUGACACAGUCCCUUUAAAGCAACAAUUCCUGCUGUGUGCUAAGGUUGGCACUCUAAAAAUUUCUUCUAUAGAAAUUAAUCCAUUCUGCAUUCUGUUAACACAUGCUAAAAUAGGAUUUUCUGUCCUGUGUCACUUUAUCUCAUUUACUUGAACGCACAUACCUGUUUUCCACUAAUACACAUCUUGCUAUUUUUUGAAACAAAAUCUUCAUGUACAUUUCCUAGUAGGCUAUAUGUGCUGCCAUGUUCAAUAGCAUAUCCUCAGAGAAGGUGAUAUACACCCAAAUCACAGUAGUAUUGUAUACCUUUCGAAGACCCCAUUUCUGCCAGUAUCAAAAUGGUGUAUUUUUAAUGCUUAUAACAACAAAUGUCUGUUUGCAAAAGUACAUCAGAAUUAUUUUAUUAUAGUGUUCCUGUGUGUGGUGUCUUUGUAAAACCUAGAGAUUCAAGAUUUGAAUGGGAUUGUACCAUUUAAAAUUAACACUGAUUAAACUGUAGUAUCUGGGAAAGUGUUUUUUUUUUUUUUAUUUAACAGUGGAAUGAACAAUACAAUCUCAUUAUUGCCUUAAUAUUUACCUUGCUACAGAGAAAAAAUAAGCACUCAUUGUCAAUAAUGUAAAUUAUAACAGCCUUAGUCCAUCUUUACUAAAGUGCUUUGUUUGCCAAUGAGAUAGUGUAAUCCUCUCUGGUUUACACGUCUGUCAGUUAAAGUUGAAAGCCUUCCUUCAUGUAUCUGAAACUGAGAUUAAUUUAAAAAAAAAAAAGCUAAUUGCCUUUUCUAAAAAUAUUUUUGUACAUGAUUUGCAGGAGUGUGACUGAUGCAGAAAAGUUCACUGUUUACCUUUAAAAUAUAGAGCUUGACCUUUUGGUUACAGUAAAUACAGUACUGCAAGUCUGGUAAAGUCAUCACAUAUACUAAAGGUAUUGAGACCAUUUACCUCACAUUCCUCCCUAUUAGCUUCCACAAUUAACAUGAUCCACAGCUGAAAAAAUAGUUCUAGUUGUCAGUGAUAAAUGGGGUGAAAUCGUCAAUCACUGAAGUCGACAGUAUUAUUUUAAAAAGAUAUUGCAAACAAAUGUUUACCCAAAGAUAGCAGUAUGUUGCUGAGAUCCCGUUCCUCGGGGUUCUCAUUUCAUUCACAUGGCAAACUGAGUUUAGUGCUCACUUUCAGAGUGAAGAGUGCUUUUUUCUUUUCUUUCUUUCUGUAGCAUGAAGAGUACCAAGCUGCCAAGCACCAAAGUCUUUAGCAGAACCAGGAACCUGCCUGGUAACCCUCUGAGAUCUGAGACAGAACUUUAACUUUUUGUUUACUUGUUUUCUUUUUUUGGUAUGAAGUGCAGACCUGAGGUUUCGGUUCAGUCCUGUCUCCACUGAGAGGUGCCAGUAAUACAGGAGUCUGCUAUUAUGGGCUAUACAAAUAUCUUGCUUAUUUUUAGUGCUUGCUUUUGAUUUCUGAAGAAUAUUAAUAUCAAGGUCAAAUAUUAUGUGGUGGUUUCAUAUGUAGAUGUAUUGGUGACCUAGACAUUAAAGAGAAUGCAUACUGUGUUUGCAGAGAAGAAAUCUCUUACUUGUUUUUUCCAUUCUCAAUGCUAAGUGGAGAAAUCUUCCAUAAAACUGCUUUGGGAUGGUGAAUCUUGUUCUGGUUGCUUGUGAGAG
Messenger RNA from Chroicocephalus ridibundus (black-headed gull), 8642 nucleotides. RefSeq names its product ADP ribosylation factor like GTPase 15 (gene ARL15). The coding region runs from base 271 to 906 and encodes 211 amino acids. Gene Ontology annotation, molecular function: GTPase activity; GTP binding. NCBI's taxonomy places the organism in Eukaryota, Metazoa, Chordata, Aves, Charadriiformes, Laridae. The transcript is spliced from 6 exons. The record is from RefSeq and is a predicted model, not a curated record.